ACUCUGAGUGAUUACAUAUCAUUCAGAAGCGUCAGUUUUUCCCCAUAGCCCUUCUUCUCUCUAUUCUGGAUACGAUCUCUCACAACGGUUCUCUUCAGGGUUCUGACCAUCUAUCCUAAAUUUUGGGUAUUUUGUUAGUUUGGUUCUUGGAUUUGAACCAUCUUUGUUAGCUGAAACCCCAAAACACCUUUGGCGAGCAAAGACACAGAGAGAGAUAAGAGAAGGAUGAGCGUAGAGAAUGAAGAAGUAGUAGUUUUACCUAGACGGAAACUAUCAUGCACUACCUCCUUCGAUGCUCUCUGGUUCUGCUAUUAAAUUUGAUGAUGGCAGCUCCAGUACAUCAAAUGCAACAAUACUAUCGACUUGGAUCCCUUGAUAAUUGUUCUGGGAAGUGGAAUGCUCUUGUUGAUUGUUUAAAACUCAAAACAAAGAGGUCUCACGAAGUCGAGGAAAUUCUUGAAAGCCGGGAGAAAGACAAGUCCCACAUCUGGUGUUUUAGGACACCCGAAGAAGCGGCAUCUAAUUGGAACGAUAUGUUUGGACAUCUAGACGAUCAGGAAUGACAUAUUCCUACUUCUCACUUGCUCGAUUUGCCUUGCCCUUAAAUCAUCUUUGUCCCCCAGUGAUUCUACUUUCCUUCAUCUUUUAAAAAAAUAAAAAUCAACUUUUGAAAUAUUAUUAUUAAUUUUGUUUCGAAAUUGCAAUUUUCUGCGCAUUAAAAAUAAUGGUCCUGCCCUUUCAUU
Molecule: messenger RNA, 743 nt
Organism: Cynara cardunculus var. scolymus (artichoke)
Lineage: Eukaryota; Viridiplantae; Streptophyta; Magnoliopsida; Asterales; Asteraceae
Exons: 4
Coding region: 276-563 (95 amino acids)
Source: RefSeq, a predicted model, not a curated record